Molecule: messenger RNA, 820 nt
Organism: Olea europaea var. sylvestris
Lineage: Eukaryota; Viridiplantae; Streptophyta; Magnoliopsida; Lamiales; Oleaceae
Exons: 4
Coding region: 61-465 (134 amino acids)
Biological process (GO): intracellular monoatomic cation homeostasis
Cellular component (GO): mitochondrial inner membrane
Source: RefSeq, a predicted model, not a curated record
GAAGAAAUUCAUACAAGAGAUGAUGCUUUGAAUUACAGUAAUGAAGCUAAAGGUGCUCAAAUGGUUCAGAUUUCGAAGAAAGGAAGUAUAGUUGAGAAAUCAUUGGAUAAGCUGAAAGAAACAAGCACGGAUGUUUGGCAAGGCACUCGGCUUCUAGCCAUUGACGUUGGCACUGCUAUGGGACUGCUGAGGAGGGUUCUAAUAGGGGAUGAAUUAACAGAGAAAGAAAAGCAAGCUCUCCAAAGAACGUUAACUGAUUUGGCUUCAGUAGUUCCAAUUGGCUUUCUCAUGCUCCUUCCAGUUACUGCAGUAGGGCAUGCUGCUAUACUGGCUGCAAUACAACGAUAUGUACCAUCACUGAUACCUUCCACUUACGGACCUGAAAGGUUAGAUCUCUUGAGGCAGCUUGAGAAAGUAAAGGAAAUGGAAGACGAGGUGAAACCCAACGAAAGUCCAGAGGAAUAACCCCCACAUUUUCUGCUUAGUUUUAUUCUGAAUCCAGUUUCACAGUUUGGCUUAUAGAAGUUCAUUCCGAGUGUCUUGCACUCUGGGUAUUUACUCACUGCGUUGCCUGGUUUACGUCUUAAAUUCAGUUAAUAAAUAUAUGAUUUUCACAAACUGGACAUUUCUCUUACACCUUCCGUUCGUUGUAGUUUAGUAGAAUAUGAUCUUUGUUCAGUCUUUUUUCGAACAUGUAAAAGGUAUCCAAGAUUUGAUCAGCGUGGUUUAAUUAUUUUGAAGUACCGUAAGUAUUUAUUUUUAUUUGUAAAUAAUAUCAAUUUAUAUGUUUAAUGAAGUGGUCCAAAGACCUAAUUUUGUA